AUGGUAGGGACUGUCCGAAUGAAGCAGCGUGAAGGCCUAGAUGCACCAGGUCAUUUGAUGUCUUCCAUUGUUGGCUUGAACGAUGGUGCGGAUGAACAGAACAAGUGGGUGCGUGUGUUGAAGGAUGUGGAGGAGGUCUGUGUGAGACAGGGUGGGCGGCGAAGGAGCGAUGCUGCCGAUGUGCUUCGCAACCGCAUCAACAAUGAAAUGCCGGCCCCGGAUGCAUCUGUUCCUGGUGAACUUUUGGGUCGUGAAGGAGCCCAAGAGAGGCGAACACUUCAGAAAAUUCGGAGAAUUCAGAAGAUUGCCCGUGGCACGGCUGAAAAUGAGCGCAAUGUGGAAUCAGCUAUGUUCCAAGUUAAACCUUCCAAGUUGGUUGUUCCGACCAGAGACGAACCGCUGUCGAUGUUUGAUCCGGCCACCUGGGGCAUGUCGUUUCCGGAUUUGUUUCCAUGGGGUGAUGGCUUGCCUUUUUUGAAGCGUGAAGCCAACAUGGAUGCAACAGAAGUGUUUCGAUAUUUGUUGCUUCGGGAAGAACUGCAUUACAGUGAGGGUGAUGCCUUGUUGCCAAGAUGGUCGCUUUCAGAGACGUUGCUUCCAGUGAUGUACGACGUGCAGCGUCGAUUACAGUUGAUGCGUGCGACGAAAGCGCAUGUGAUGCGUCGUGGCUUUGGCAAACAUUGUCGUGUUAUUUCUGAAGUCAACACGGACCAAUUGCUCAAGGCAAUGGCAUUGCAUGGAGACAAUGCGGACCUCAGGGAGUUGCUGCGAGAUCCGCAGGUGGAUGUGGCCUUGAAGCGAGCAUUGGGAGGAGUGCUUCAGGCAACUUCGAGCAUCAUUGGCAUGGAAGGGCACCGCAGCCAGAUCCGGUUGCGUGGACAUGCGGCUGGGUGGCAUUAUGGUUCUGCGCAUCUGUUCGUCACGCCCAACAUCGCAGAUAUGCGCUCGUCCUUGCUACUUCAAUUGCACCUGCAGAAUGUCAAAGUGGAAGAGUGCAAAAUUGAUUUGGACUGGGAGGCGGAGAUGCCCGAAUUGCCCAGCGCAGCUGCUAUGCGACGGAUUGUCGCGAGCGAUCCCGUCGCUCAAGCGCGUUGCUUUGCCUUGAUGAUGGAUUUGUUCUGUGAGGAAGUGUUGGGCAUUCUUCCACCUUUGACCAAGGGAAGUUUUCGUGUUGGCGUGGCAGCAACCUUCGAAGAUGGCAUUGCGAGUUCCCUGCAAGGAGGUGUUUUCGGUGAUAUUGUGGCGUUGAACGGCCCGUUGGAGACUCAGGGUCGUGGUUCUUUGCACCCCCACAUGCUUAUUAUCUUGCUGGGACACGACCUGGGAGAUCGCUUUCGUCGUGUUUUGGAGGCUGUGCAGCGUUUUCAGUAUGAUUCUCAAUUGGCCUUGUCGGAGCAGUUGAGCAGUCCGACACAGCCACUGCCUCUGAAUGAACGUCAGCGAUCAGAAUGUGGUCACCAGUAUGAAUCCGCGCCUUUGGUGCCUACGGAGCCGGAUGGACACGAAUUGGAAGCCUUGAAGUUGGGCGGAUCCGUGGCUGGCAAGGUUUUGACAUUGACCGGAUGCUAUGCUUCUUUGCGACCCAAGAAAGCCGUGAAAGGCAAACGUGGGUGUCGCUUUGGUUGCUUUCACGUUGAAAUGAUUCUGGGCAAGGAGGACAAGCCGAAAGUGUUAUGUCGGAAAGGUUGGCCUCGAGUUGCGAAAGCAGGUUUUUCUCGGUUGCAAUAUGAGACGGUAGAUUUGAAGGAGGUUGAAGAGUUCAAAAACGAAAACCCGCAUGUGUUUCAAGCUCGGCGUGAUCACCCUUUUGAAGGGAUGUCGAAUCCGGUGGCGCAAGCAGUGAUGCGAUGCAAUGUGGAUGUCAAGUACAUUGGACGCAAUUUUUCAGAAGCAGACCUUUUGAAGUUUUGUGAUGGGAGCAUAGACCAGGAGCCUGGAGUCGAAGUUCCUGCUUCUGCAUCUUCUCUGUUGGAACUGUCCGGGAGUGGAUUGCAGGAGAUGGAACUUCAACGCCCGGCGUUUGGUUCGUCUUCGGAUGCUAUAUCGGGUGCUGAUGCCUCACAUGCAGAGCAACCUGUGUCGACUGAGUUGGAUGCUUCGGAUCCGCCGCCGAAGAAGCAAUGCAUGGGUCGUGUUUUGGACACGGAGCAUAAGAAGAUGCAGACGAUGAGAAAGGCGCUUGAUCGCAUUCUGGUGGACCUUGCAAGAGAUAUGAUGAAUGUUGGUUUUUACACUGGUGAGUAUGCUGCAAAGAAGUUUGAAAUUUCGCAGAGUAUGUUACCUGAAUUGUAUGCAGGAGUGCAGCGAUUGGAAGAGGAGGAAAGGGAAAGGGCAAAGGAAGCUGCAGCGGGCUCCGAGCAGGAGCCCCUGGAGGGGGACAGGGACCCUACUAUGACAGGGCAACAGAGGCGUGCAUUGACGAUUUUGAGAAGACUUGCCUUUGGAAUGAAUCGUUGUGUGGCCAAAUCCAACGGUGAAAUGGCGUAUCAGAUGUUAUUCGAGCAGGAGCAACUGGUGACGUAUCGUGGCUACAACAUGUUCUUCCGCUAUGUGCCGUAUGCAAUCAUGCGUUGCAGACAUGAGGACAUGGAGGAGGUUUUGCAAGCUAGGCCGCAUCUCAAUGGCUCGCCCUUGGAUGUGCUUCCUGACCCCGAAGGAGAGGCACCAGUGGUGGUGGAUGAGUUUGCGGAGGUUGUUGAUGAGGGAGGUGAUGUGCCUAGAGUCUAG
Cladocopium goreaui is the source of this 2727-nucleotide messenger RNA. Lineage: Eukaryota; Dinophyceae; Suessiales; Symbiodiniaceae. The record is from the annotation of a GenBank genome assembly.